This is a messenger RNA of Thamnophis sirtalis, 1583 nucleotides long. Lineage: Eukaryota; Metazoa; Chordata; Lepidosauria; Squamata; Natricidae. The record is from RefSeq and is a predicted model, not a curated record.
GGCCGAAGGGGCUGCUGCAGCUGCUUCUGCUCUACAUCGCCUGGAAAAUGGGGAGCGGCCAGCUCUAUUAUUCUGUGCUGGAGGAAUCCCAGCACGGCACCUUUGUGGGCCGCAUCUCCCAGGAUUUGGGGUUGGAGGUGAGCGAGCUGGUGCCUCGGAUGUUCCGGAUGCUGUCCAAAGGAGAGAAGGACUAUUUUGAGGUAAACCUGCAGAAUGGGAUCUUGUUUGUAAAUUCCCGGAUAGACAGGGAGGAGCUGUGUGCCAAGAAUGCAGACUGUGUCCUUCAUCUGGAGGUGAUUGUGGAGAAACCUCUGAGGUUCUUCCAUGUGGAGGUUGAAAUCAAAGACAUGAAUGACAAUGCUCCCGUCUUUUCAGCCAUGGAAAAGAUCCUGAGCAUAGCAGAAUUGACAACAGCAUCUGGAACCCAAUUCCCUUUAGAGAGAGCAUCUGAUGCAGAUAUUGAUAAUGGGGAACUUAUCAAUGGGGUGGAUGCGCCCUCGGAUUCUGCUAAAAAGCAAGUCUUUGUGAUGGAUGAGAAUGACAAUGCACCUGCUUUCACACAGUCAUUCUACACGGUCUUUGUGAAGGAGAACAAUCCCCCCGGUUCUCACAUCUUCACAGUAUCUGCCUUGGACCCAGACAUAGCUGAGAAUGGUCUGAUCACCUAUUGGAUAGAUGAGAAGCUCUGGCCAUUGUCAAGCUACAUCUCUGUACAUUCAGAGAGUGGAAAACUUUAUGCUUUGCAGUCCUUGGACUAUGAGGAGUUGAAACUGCUGGAGUUCCAGGUGAGAGCCAAGGAUGCUGGAAUCCCCUCCUUAUGUGGCAAUGCAACUGUUCAAGUCUUUGUGAUGGAUGAGAAUGACAAUGCACCUGUUGUGUCAGGAUCAUCAGAAGAGAACCUGAUUCUUUUAGUGGUCCCCGUGAUCCCUGGGCAUAUUGUAGGCAAGAUCCAUGCCUUGGAUGCAGAUUCUGGAUACAAUGCAUGGCUAAGAUAUGAUCUAGUUGAAGAAAGUAAUGGUCUGUGGACUGUGGGGCAGUAUAGUGGUGAGGUGAGUACCAAAUAUUCUCUGGAUGAAUCAGAAAGCAGCAAAAUCCAGAGUUUGUUGGUUCUUGUGAAGGACCAUGGAAAACCUCAACUAUCAGCCACAGCCACCUUGAGUGUUUCACUUGUGACAAGUGGUCAGACAAUCAAAACGGAUAUUAACCUUCAAAGAUCAGGGGAGAGCUUUGUGCCCCUGGUGGACUCGAUCAACGUUUAUCUGAUCAUUGCCAUCUGCUCUGUUUCCAGCCUCUUCCUCCUGGCCACUCUCAUCUACGUGGCCCUGCGUUGUCACAGUAAGAUAAAGGAACCCAUGGUUUAUGGCCCUGGCAUGGCCACCCUGGUCUGUGCCAGUGAAGUGGGCAGCUGGUCCUAUUCCAAUCGGCACAGCCACAUCCUGGCAGGUGUGAGCGCAGAGGCUGGUGCCAAGAGUGAUCUCAUGAUUUUCAGUCCCAACAUUCCUGUCUUUGCAGAUAAUGGGGAACUUAUCAAUGGGGUGGAUGUGCCCCCAGAUUCUACUAAAAAGAAAGACAUUAAUGAAUGA